Molecule: messenger RNA, 654 nt
Organism: Cryphonectria parasitica EP155
Lineage: Eukaryota; Fungi; Ascomycota; Sordariomycetes; Diaporthales; Cryphonectriaceae
Exons: 3
Coding region: 1-654 (217 amino acids)
Biological process (GO): transmembrane transport
Molecular function (GO): transmembrane transporter activity
Source: RefSeq, a predicted model, not a curated record
AUGGUGUACUGGACUCUCUUCUUCCUGCCCGUCUACUUUCACGCCGUGCUCAGCGCGUCAGCGUCCCAAUCGGGCGUCCACAUCCUGCCCACCAUCCUCUUUGGCCUGCCCGGCUCCAUCGUUGCAGUCCUGAUGCUGGCGCGCUGGGGUGAGUACAAGCCUCUGCACAUUAUAGCCCAGCUGCCAGAGCGCCACCAGGCCUCAACGACCUCGGUCUGGGCCUUUGUGCGCUCCUUUGUCAGCAUCUGGGGCGUCGCUAUCCCCGCCGCCAUCUUCAACAACCGCUUCGCUCAGCUAGCCGGGCGCAUCGAGGACCCGGCCGUGCGUGAGCUCUUCCACGGCGGCAACCGGGCGUACGAGAAUGCGUACGCUUCCUUUGUCUGGUCGUUCUCUGAGGCGACGCGGGACCAGGUCAUCAGCGUCUACCAGGAUGCGCUCAAGCUGCUGUGGCAGAUCUCCAUCGGGUUCGCGGGCGUCAACUGCCUCAUCGUCCUAUUUGAGCAGCGCGUGCCCCUGAGGACCGAGCUCGAGACAGACUACGAGCUGGAGCAGGAGGAAAGGAAGAAGAAGGACGGCGAGGUGGCCGUAGAUGUGGAUAACGCGGCCGCGAGCAAUGUUGUGACAGGGGAGCUCAAGACCGGCGUUGUCGCCUGA